AGAAAAGAAAAAAAGAAGCAACAUCAUCCCUCACAAGCUUCCAAACAAAGAGAAUUAAUGGAAAGUAAGAUUUGCAGGUAUUAUUCUGGUUGUCCAUUGAUUUUUUGUCGAGGAUAAAAAGAGCACGUAUAGUACUACGUUGGAAUUAUAGACUUUUUAUCUUCUGGCCUUUGGGGCUAGCUAGUCAAUGGGUAUCUCUAUCCUUAUCUCUCUUGAUUCCAUCUCCAUAAUACCAAAAAAACAUGCCCAAAACUGCUAAAGCAGAUCUCUUCUCCCUUGCAGACUUUAAGAAAAAAGAAAAGAAGAAGAUUAAUACUCCUGUAUUCCAUGGCUUACAUUAAAGAGUCUACUUUCAACAACAUCAACUACUUCUUCUCUCUUCUUUCUAAUACUAAUCCAGAUAAUCAGUUUGUUAGCAAUUGGUUUUGGGGAAUUUCAAUAUGACCAUGGUUAAUCCUUCUCAGAACCUCUCUAAACAGCUUUUUCAUAGUUAUGGUUUUGGUAGUUACCAAAAUUUUGUUCAUAUGAGCCGACUAGAAGAAGAAGAAGGAGGGUAUGAGUGUAAUUAUCCUCAUCAACUCCAAGAAGAAGUUUGUUUAGGAUCUGAUCUUGCACUUGUUAAACCUCCAGAUUGUUCAAUGGCUGAAGAUGAAUCAAGAACAGAAAGUAUUAACGAAGAAGUACACUCAGCCAGCUCCAAGUAUAAUAAUAAUAAUAACAACGUUCAAGAACCAGAAAAGGAAGAAGAAGGGUGGCUUCAGCUAAGUAUUGGUGGUGGCAGUAGCAGCCAUCAUGAGAAGAAACCGCCAGGCGGCAGAUUAGGGUUGGUAGAACUUGAUCUAUUACCACCAGGACCUGCAGGUGGUACUAGCAGUACUAGUAGUUAUGAACAAGGAAAUAAAACCUUAUUAGCCGGCGCCGCCCCACAUAUAUUAUUUCCUCAUCAAUAUCAGGUACCUGAAUUUCGAACGGCUCCGCCUCCUCCUCCGCCACCGUAUACAACUAGUACAUCUUUAUUCUUGCAACAACAACAAUAUCCUGGAAUUACUGGAACUAGUUGUGGAAUGUUCCCACAAGAGAUUAACUGGGGGUUUAGGCCUAUGUCUGCUUCAUCUUCUUAUAAUCAGCCUAUAGCAGGAGGCUCACAGUUUAGUGCUCGACCAUUUCCAGUUCUUCAUGCGGGAAUAGGAGUAUCGGGACCCAGUAUUGAUUUCAGGGUCAUUGAUCCUCCUAGGAGACCACAUUCUGGGAUAUGGUUUUCCCUACAAGCAUCCUUAAACCAAGAGAAACAGCCAUUUUUACAUCAGAUAUCCAAGAGCUACCUCAGAAUCAAAGAUGGGAGAAUGACAAUACGAUUAGUCUUGAAAUAUUUGGUGAAUAAGCUCCAACUGGAAAACGAAUCAGAGAUAGAGAUAACAUGUAGAGGGCAACAGCUACAUUCUUUCUUGACGUUGCAGCAUGUAAGAGAUCAUAUAUGGAGUACUACUGGGGACACUCUCACUUUGCUUCCUCCACAAUCCUCAAGCACUACAGCUUCUAAUCAUAUCAUGGUAUUACAUUAUGGUAGAAGUGCUGCUUAAACUAACUACAAUCAUUCCACUUCAUUUUGAUCACUGUAUUAACUUAUUACCCACCCUUCUGUUUAUUUCCUUUUCCUCCUUUCACUUUUGCUAGUGCUUAUUUAUCCUUGCCUUUCUUUUUCACCAACGGAUUUGAUUUUCCUACUUUUUUUUCUUUAAGGGGUCGGGUUUCUUCUCUAAUUUGAUGAAGAAAACAUAGUUUGGAAACAGUUUAUCCCGAAACGCUGUUUACAAAGUUUUGGGGCUUACA
Molecule: messenger RNA, 1830 nt
Organism: Lycium ferocissimum
Lineage: Eukaryota; Viridiplantae; Streptophyta; Magnoliopsida; Solanales; Solanaceae
Product: protein LAX PANICLE 2-like
Exons: 4
Coding region: 441-1580 (379 amino acids)
Biological process (GO): multicellular organism development
Source: RefSeq, a predicted model, not a curated record